Molecule: messenger RNA, 1864 nt
Organism: Talaromyces proteolyticus
Lineage: Eukaryota; Fungi; Ascomycota; Eurotiomycetes; Eurotiales; Trichocomaceae
Product: 5-methylthioadenosine/S-adenosylhomocysteine deaminase n1
Exons: 3
Coding region: 223-1698 (491 amino acids)
Molecular function (GO): hydrolase activity, acting on carbon-nitrogen (but not peptide) bonds
Source: RefSeq, a predicted model, not a curated record
GCGGCCCGUUACAACAACCCGUGGUGAAGUGUUUCCGAGACAGGGGCUGUAUACAAAAGGAGAGCCAUCCCAUCGACCUUGAUAAGAACUGGAACAGCACACAUCAACACCACAGAUUAAUGAACGCAUCACUGCAUACGAUAACAGAACAACAAAAACCAUCAAAACCUUAAAAUUGUCCUUUUUUGCAGUUUCCAUUCUUAGCGCAGAUUUAUACACACCAUGUCGUCCAUCCUUCUCCAGCACGCCACCAUUAUCGUCCCCGCGACGGGGAGUGAUGAAUUUUCCAUCCUACGCGACCACGCCUUGUUGAUUGAGGGCAGCAAGAUCACUCGUAUUGCUGCGCAGAUUGAUCCGCCACUUGAUACCACUGAGGUUAUCGACUGCACCGGCAAGAUCGUAUCUCCAGGCUUCGUUGACACUCAUCAUCAUCUCUGGGGAACACAGUUGAAGGGCCGUCAUGCCAACGACACAAUGCUAGAUUUCAUGUUCAAAGGCGUCCUUCAAAGUUCCAACUUCACUGCAAACGAUGUUUUCUGGGGCCAGCUCGGAGGUUGUCUGGAGGCUCUCGACGCCGGCACAACCACGGUUGUCGACCACGCGCACGCAAUUUACUCUCCGGAGCAUGGAUCUAAUGCUCUCUCAGCAACGGUAUCGUCGGGAAUCCGCUCAGUCUUUUGCUACGCACCUGUCUCGCGCGUGACAGGCUGGCAGCCACUCGCCUUUGACUGGGAGAUGCUUCCCGACUGGCUAGUUAACCAACUCGAGGAACUGGCACGCGGCGGGCCCUACGGUGAGGGACGCGUAAACAUCGGCCUCGGCUUUGAUGCUCUCUAUAUCCCCAAGGAGUCUGUUGUUGGUCUGUUUGAACGGGCGCGUGCCGCGGGUGUCAAGCUCAUUACCAUGCACUACGCCCGAGGACCCAUCUUUGGCCAGUUCUCAGUUGUCGAUACCCUGUCCUCGUACGGGCUCUUGGGCCCGGAUCUGCUCUUUGCCAACGCGAUAGGUGCGUCGGCAUCAGAUGCUGAGAUCAUGGCCAAGGAGGGCAUUUCAAUCUCAUCUACUCCUGAGAGUGAGUUGCAGAUGGGACUGGGCAAACCGGUGUGGAACCGUGAUGACCUUAAGACGCUGAGCUCGCUCGGCAGCGACAGCCAGACGGUCAACUCGACCGACCUACUAUCACAGAUGCGUAUCGCACUGCAGACGGAGCGAGGCCGGAUUAACGAGGCGCUCCUCGACCAGGGCAAGGCGCCCAAGAAGUUGAGCGUUACGGUAGCCGACGUCUUCCGGCUUGCUACAAUUCAGGGCGCGCGCGCCAUCCGCUUGCAGGACCGCAUCGGCUCUCUCGAAGAGGGCAAGCAGGCUGACAUUGUCAUCUUCGACGCCCAGACCCCCGCUAUGACUUGCGCGGCCGAGCACGACCCUAUCGCCGCCGUUGUGCUGCAUGCUUCAGUGCGCGAUAUUGAGACCGUCAUCGUUGAUGGUCACAUCCGCAAGCGCAACGGCCGUCUGACUGCGCUGGCUGUCGAUGAAGCCAUUGCGGGUAUUGGGAAGAGUAGCGUCGAGUGGAAGGACGUCGCCGCCCAAUUGGUGCGUACUCGCGAGCGCAUCAAUGCCGAGACCGAAAAGAUCGAUUACGAGGCUGCUGCCCAAGCUUUUAUGGCCGUCACCGGUAUUGACAGUAACAAUCUUGUCUGAUCGUGUUUGAGAUAUCCUCUCUUUUUCUAUUGUUUCAAUUCCAUUUCAUGUUCUGGUUGCUUUGUUUCGCAAUCUCUCUGUGAUGUUAGGUAUAUAGAUCGGUUGUGCUUUGGUCUGAUAAGGAGGAAAAUUUUGAGGGCGUUUGAGAAUGUCCACUAGUUUGAAU